CAUUGGUAUAAUUCUUUUUAACGUCAGUGUGAAUAACGUAAUAAUGUUUCCACUGCUCAGUUGUGGUUUUACCUGGAAGUAGUCACGCUGGGCAGCAUGACCGGAACAACAAGAUGGCGGAGAAUGGGGUGUUUCGGGGGUCAGUCCUGUAACACAGACUGGUGAAGCAGCCGUGUGUCCCCACAUCAAAACCAUGAAUCUCCAGCAGCCAGCCCCUCUCAUGCCCCCCGUUCACCCUGAUGUGCAGAUGAAGCCCCUUCCCUUCUAUGAUGUGUUGGAUGUUCUGAUCAAACCUUCAAGUCUAGGAGCAAGUACUACACAGAGGUACCACCGAAAAUAUUUUAUAUUUGCAUUGACACCGCAACAAGUUAGAGAAGUAUGCAUAUCCCGGGACUAUCUACCAGGUGGCAGAAGAGACUAUAUGGUUCAAAUUCAACUGAGGUUUUGCUUAUCAGAGACGAGCUGCCCUCAAGAGGACAAUUACCCCAACAGUCUUUGCAUAAAGGUCAAUGGAAAACUGUUUCCUCUGCCAGGCUAUGCACCGCCACCAAAAAACGGUGUGGAACAGAAGAGACCAGGAAGACCGCUAAACAUUACCUCCCUCGUCAGACUCUCAUCUGCUGUACCCAAUCAAAUCUCAGUGACAUGGGCACCUGAAAUUGGAAAGACCUACUCUAUGUCUGUAUACCUGGUGAGGCAGCUGACAUCACCUCUGCUUCUGCAAAGACUGAGGAUGAAGGGGAUCAGAAACCCAGACCACUCUAGAGCACUAAUUAAAGAGAAGCUGACAGCAGAUCCAGACAGUGAGAUUGCUACAACAAGCCUCCGUGUGUCACUUAUGUGCCCGCUGGGUAAGAUGCGACUGACAGUGCCAUGCAGGGCAGUGACGUGCUCUCAUCUGCAGUGUUUUGAUGCUGCCCUCUAUCUGCAGAUGAAUGAGAAGAAACCUACCUGGAUCUGUCCUGUGUGUGACAAGAAGGCUGCAUACGAGAGCCUCAUCAUUGAUGGUUUAUUCUUGGAGAUCCUGAAUGACUGCUCAGAUGUGGAUGAAAUCAAGUUUCAGGAGGAUGGAACCUGGUGCCCCAUGAGACCAAAAAAAGAAGCUCUGAAGAUCCCUUCUCAGUCAGUUCCAAAAAUUGAAACCUCGGCUCCUUUGCGCCAGCCUUCAGUAGUCCCCCAUUCUACUGAGCCCAACUAUAUCAAGAGGGCCGAUGUGAUUGAUUUGACUCUGGAAAGCUCUUCUGAUGAUGAUGAAGAGGACACAGCCCCUCCACUGAAGAAACGCUGUGUUUACAUUUCCAAGAAUGAGGAGAUGCAUGCAAAGGGAGUGUUGACCUACCAGCCCACUGUUCGAGUGCCAAAUGUCCAGGCCCUUGACCCAUCAUAUCUGAACUCUACACUUGCCGACUAUGCAGUCCCCUUCCAUCCUUCUGCCUUGGCCACCAUCCCCACAGACAUGCAGAGUCUGGAUCUGUUUUCCUUAAUUCAAGCCGAUUCACAGCAUUACCGGCCUCAGAUCUUCUUGGACAACCUGACAAGCAACAUGCAAACUGCAGCUGCAGCCACCACCAGCUCAGCUUUGGUCUCCUCCUCCAGCAGCCACUAUGACACCAGCAGCCAUGCUGCCAACUCCAUCCACGAGACUAGGGUCAUCACAGGAGGAGGGGGGAGCACAGGAGGAGGGACUGACAGUGGCAUAUCAGAUAUCAUUUCACUAGAUUGAGCCACACCAUACUGGACCUGUUCAGGCCUGUUUUUGAUUCUCUUUUUAAUGUGGGAUACAUGUAAAUGAAAUGUUGAGUUUUACACAGAAGCACCAAACUGGUAUACAUGAGCACUUUGAUGAACUGCACAUUUACUCCAUGUUGAGGCCAUGAUGGUAUCCUGGCAUAUUCUCGGUUUUUAACAGUGCUAAUGUUAGGAUGAUAAAUUUCUUGAUGCCCAUGGACCAUAUUAACUGAAGACAUAAGGGUUUCCUAAACAUGCCAGCAAACCUUUUAGUUCUCUAGACUUCUGGUGUGAGAAAUGGUCAUGUUUGCUAUUAUACUUAAUGAAAACCAUUUCAGACUAAGACUAAAAAUUUCAUUUUUAGUUUUACUUUUUUUUUUUUUUUAACUUUAAUUUUUUUAAAUCAUACCAUCAUGGUGACGAAUAGUCUUGUGGCCAUCCAUAUAUAGUUGUAUAUUAAAAGAACAAAAUAAAUAAACCUCCCAGCCUCAGCUCUGUAAAGUUUGUCCUGGCAGAAAGAUAAAUGCCUGUGAUACUUUUUCCCCCCAGAGUACUAUAACUAUUUAGAACAAAAAACUCUUCAUUUAUACCAAUUUGUUUGCUUACCAUACAUGCAAAUCUGACCGCAGUUUAUUCUCAUUGACCUGAACUGUGUGCCUCAUUAGUGUGGGAUGGAAUCAGCUUGGAUGGGAAAAGAACCUGGACUAACCAUUCUCCAAGUAAACAGACGGUUGGACGUAAGAAGCCUCUCAUCUGUGAAAAAAAACAAACAAAAAACUUGUGGAUGGAUCACUGAGUGGUUGUUCUACCACAUCCACAGUGGAUGGAGCUGUUUCUAGUUCUUGGUGUAUCUGCUGGCUGUGUAUUCUGUGUUGGGCUUUGUUUCAGGUCAUCUUUUAUGUCAUACCAACAUAAAUUGUUCCUUUGUUUUACUAUACAGUCAACGAAUCAUAGCAAUAAUAAUUUAACAGGUGUUAAAUAGACUUGUAAGUGUAGAUUCCAGCUGGUCUGUACCACAAGGCUGCUCUGCCUCCCAACUCCAGUUUCUUUUGUGUAUGUUCAGUGUAAUUUAAUUAAUUGCAAGGAGUUUUUUUUAAUAGAGAAGUAUACUUAAAGGAAUUGGUCACAAUCUGCUCAUUUACUUAUUUUCAGAGAAUGACGUGUUCAGGUGGAUGUUAAUCUCAGGGCUACGUGUUACAUACAGACCUAGACUAUGUCCAAUGCGACAUGUCACGCUUUCACUACUCCCUAUAUAUUCAAGUUUCAUAGUUUACCUCACAGACAGUUUAUACAGAAGACUUGUUGCCUUGUCUUAGCAGAAAAAGCACAGAUGUAAUUGAGGCCCACAUUUCUUGUGAGUGAAUUUGUUCCACUGCACUGCUACUGUGCUCACUGUCAUGGCUGCAGUGGAAUUGAUAUUAACAUUGGUCAGUGUCAUAAUCAAAGGCUAGACAUGGUCAACAACAAUUUUCAGGUUGGCUGUGGCAUUUAAACUAUUCUCAUUUGGGGCCCAAAGUGUGCCACACCAUUACACCAGCAGCAGCCUGAACCAUCGAUACAAGGCAGGAUCGCUUUCAUGUUGUUUCAGACAAAUUCUGAAACCUGCUAUCCAAAUGUCCAGUAGAAACUGAGACUUAUCAGACCAGGCAACAUUUUUCCAAUCAUCUCUUGGCUAAUUUUGGUGAGCUAAACAGUAGCCUCAUUGUCUUGUUCUUAGGUGAAAGAAGCACCACUUGAUGUGCUCUUCUGCUGCUGUAGCCCAUUUGCUUCAAGAUUUGAUAUGUACAUUCAGAGAUGCUCUUCUGCAUACAUUGGUUGUAACGAGUGGUUAUUUGAGGUACUGUUGCCCUUCAGCUUGAAAACGUCUGGCCACUCUCCUCUAACCUUUGGCAUCAACAGGGCAUUUUCACCCAGAGAACUUUCACUCAUCUGAUAUUUUCUCUUUUUUGGAUCAUUUUCUGUAAAACCUGGAGAUGGUUUGUGUGAGAAAAUCCCAGUAGGUCAGCAGUUUUUGAAAUAUUGAGACCAGCCCAUCUGUCUCCAUAAACCAUGCUACAUUCAAAGUUACUUAAAUGACCUUUCUUACCCAUUCUGAAACUACAUUUCAGCAGGUCGCCAUGUCUACAUGCCUAAACGCUGUGAGUUGCUGUCAUGUGAUUGGCUGAUUCGAUAUAAAGUGGAGAUGAUAUAUCUAAUAAGGUGGUGUGUGUGUGUGUGUGCAUACACAUACACUCACUCAUGGUAUUCAUGGUCAGAAGUGACCAUGAAUACCCCCAUAUAAUAUGGUUUGUUACCUGAAAAAAAGGGACAGUGACACAAACACCUUUUGCAAAAACUCUUACAUUUUGUAUGCAGGUUGUCUACAUAAACAGUGGUUGUUAACCCUCUCAAAUAAUGACUCAUUCAUCUUCUCAUCUCAUGCUCACAAACUAAAGUCAGACAUGUUCACAUGUUUUCACUGUGUAUCAGUUGUAACAAGUAUGAAUAGUUCAGAGCAAUAUGGUGUAAAUUAAUUAUUUUCCUUGACAUUAAUGUAAAACUUUAGUUCAUCCUGGAAACGUUUCGUGUCCCUCACUUUCAAUUAUCAUUUAAAGGCCAUCUGCUGUUUUUAGUUUUGAUGAAGAUAGCAUCAUUCAUAAUUGUUAAAAUCUGCAAUUUAGCUCAUUAUCUCCCACUUGGUGGCCUACAACAUAAAGAAUUCUAAGCCAGAGCAGCUGCUGUCUCAUAAUGACAUUAUCUGGAUUGCUUGCUGUUAAUUUAGACUAACCAGCCAAUCUCAGGGUCUCAGUCAGCUUUCUGGGCUUAAACUGGCUGUAAAUUCAGAUAUAGCCACAUGUACCUGAAAUUGUUAUAUAAAAAUUAGAGGGAUGUAUAAUAUUUUUAGGUCAGUGUAUUUUUUUAUUCAACUAUUGUGCUACUAAAUGUUGGUGUUUGAAAGUGGACAUGUUAAGGCUGAGUCAAGAGUGAACCCAUAAAAUUACAAAACAAAGCGGAAAGCCUUACUCGUGGCAUCUAGUAACAAAGAUGAUUUUGUGAACAGAAAACAUUGCUGCCUAGUUGCAUGAACUGCUAUAUUGGGUAGAAACAAAAAUUUCAAAACCAUUUUUUGUAAAUUUGGUGAACCAACACUUAAGAAUGGCAUACUUAAAAGCUAUAAACACCAUAAAAAAAUUACUGCAUGUUUACAUCUUUAUUUACAUAGACAAAAUUGGAAGACGUUUGCAGAAAGAGAACCUUUUUAUGAGAUCACUGAUUGUUUUACUUCCCCUGUAGGCAAGAUGGUAGUGAUGUGGAUCCACUGAUUUCUGUGUCAUGUUUCUUUAUUUAUAUAUAUUUUUAUACUCUUGAUACUGUACUGUCUAUUUCUCUUUAAACACAACAUUAACAGAAAAAGUGCUCUCUCUUGUUUGCCUCAAAUUCUAGAGGUUUAUUGUGUCUUUUCCUGUAUUUGUCAAUUUCCAGCAUUUGGUAUCGUGGUACAUGUGUAGCUGUUUUUUUUUGUUUGUUUGUUUGUUUUUUUUUAAUUAUUAUUAAAUGUUUUGUUUUGUA
Molecule: messenger RNA, 5277 nt
Organism: Archocentrus centrarchus (flier cichlid)
Lineage: Eukaryota; Metazoa; Chordata; Actinopteri; Cichliformes; Cichlidae
Gene: pias2
Product: protein inhibitor of activated STAT, 2
Biological process (GO): regulation of transcription by RNA polymerase II; protein sumoylation
Cellular component (GO): chromatin
Molecular function (GO): zinc ion binding; SUMO ligase activity; transcription coregulator activity
Source: RefSeq, a predicted model, not a curated record